Molecule: messenger RNA, 1638 nt
Organism: Aaosphaeria arxii CBS 175.79
Lineage: Eukaryota; Fungi; Ascomycota; Dothideomycetes; Pleosporales
Exons: 2
Coding region: 1-1638 (545 amino acids)
Biological process (GO): phosphatidylcholine biosynthetic process
Source: RefSeq, a predicted model, not a curated record
AUGGCAGCUAUAUCUCCUCCGCGACAUCUGCAGCGUCCCUCCCAUCGCCGUGUCCCCUCGGGACUAGACUCCGUCCCAGAGGAUUCAUUCGUCAUGUCUACCUCAAAUUCACCCCCGAUACACCCCCAAUCCAAGUCCGAACCAGAGUUGCGCGGUAUCUCUGACCUCUCUGGAAACCCCCUCCCGGGCGAUUCCACCCAUGCCGGUACAGCACUACUCGGCGAGGGUACUCAAACCCAGCCAGCAACAACGCCCUCGCUCUCUCAAACACCUUCAUACUCCGCAAGCAUCCAUUCAUACCAGUCCGAAGAUGAAAGCUCCUUCUUCCCACCCGUCGAGCGCAUCACCAUGUUCGAUUUUGUCGAGAACCUGGCCCUACAACAAAGAGUAGAGAAGUGGCAGGCUUCCUUGCAAUCACAAGCCGACAAGUUCAAGCGCCAGCAGUCGCGACUCAAGGGUACUGGUAUGAAUGCUAGGGACAGAGUUGUGGAAGAAUGGCGUCGAAGGGUCCCAACCCCAGACGAACAGCUCGACAAGUACCGAGCGCGGAUGCGGAAGUCCGUCGACCGUCUUCACGGGCAGUGGAAAUCGCAGACAGCUGUCACCGCACGCGAGAAGGCUUCAUUCAUCGCUGGAGUAUUAAAUAUCUUCAUUUCUGGCUACCUUAUCGGCGCAUUCCCGCAGUACUUCCCACACUGGUACACGGGCCAGAUGCUUUACUUCAUGCCAAUCCGAUUCUACACCUACAAGAAGAAGGAGUACCACUAUUUUCUCGCCGAUCUUUGCUACUUCGUCAACCUCCUCCUCAUCCUCAGUAUCUGGGUUUUCCCUUCGUCCAAACGCCUUUUUAUCAGCAGCUACUGCUUGGCUUACGGAAACAAUGCGGUCGCCAUCGCCAUGUGGCGGAAUUCUCUGGUCUUCCAUUCUAUGGACAAGGUUGUCAGUCUAUUCAUACACAUCAUGCCUCCGGUUACACUUCACUGCCUCGUCCACCUUCUCUCGCCUGAGUUCCAGCGCGAUAACUACCCUGCCAUUUACACUAUCCGUUUCUCGGCACCUGGCUCACCGGAGCAUUAUACCCUGUUCCAGAUGAUGCUCUGGGCUACAUUUCCCUAUGCCUUUUGGCAGCUUAGCUAUCAUUUUGGCAUUACCGUUCGCAAGCGCGAGAAAAUUGCUGCAGGCCGUUUGACAUCGUUCGUGUGGCUGAGGAAGUCAUACGCGAAGACUUGGAUCGGCAAAAUUGUCCUCUCCUUGCCGGAUUCUCUACAAGAGCCUGCUUUCAUGCUCAUCCAGUAUUCAUACGCCGUCAUAACGAUGCUGCCCUGCCCAAUUUGGUUUUGGUACCGAUGGCCAAGCGGUUUGUUCCUGGUCGUAGUCUUCAUAUGGAGUAUCUACAAUGGCGCCACUUUCUACAUCGACUUUUAUGGAAAGAAAUUCCAGAAGGAACUUGAGGCAUUGAAGAAGGAUGUCGCCAAAUGGCAGAAUUCACCCGUGUCAGGACUCGGGCCUGUGACGCCAGGUGAGAGUACUGGUGACCGCAAACUCGGGGAGAUCGAGGCACUCCCAUCCCUCGAAGGCGCUACAGAAACAACUGGUGCUAAGGCAGAGGAGAAUGGACAAGUGCGGGAGCGCAAAUGA